Heterocephalus glaber (naked mole-rat) is the source of this 3236-nucleotide messenger RNA. RefSeq names its product ataxin 7 like 3 (gene Atxn7l3). Gene Ontology annotation, biological process: positive regulation of DNA-templated transcription; regulation of transcription by RNA polymerase II. Gene Ontology annotation, cellular component: DUBm complex; SAGA complex. NCBI's taxonomy places the organism in Eukaryota, Metazoa, Chordata, Mammalia, Rodentia, Bathyergidae. The record is from RefSeq and is a predicted model, not a curated record. Gene Ontology annotation, molecular function: transcription coactivator activity.
GCCUCAGUCUCGGGCGGGGGCGCCCGCACUUCGGGGCGCUCCGACGGACUUCCGGGCCGGGCCUCGGGGCGGGAGGGGCUGUCCCGGCGGUCGCAGCCGAGUCGCCCGCUGUGCUAUGAGCAGUCAGAGCGCCGUCUCCACAAGAGUUUACAAAUGAAAAUGGAGGAAAUGUCUUUGUCUGGCCUGGAUAACAGCAAACUAGAGGCCAUCGCUCAGGAGAUAUACGCAGACCUGGUCGAGGAUUCGUGCCUGGGGUUCUGCUUUGAGGUGCACCGGGCCGUCAAGUGUGGCUACUUCUUCCUAGACGACACGGACCCAGACAGCAUGAAGGAUUUCGAGAUCGUGGACCAGCCGGGGCUGGACAUCUUUGGGCAGGUUUUCAACCAGUGGAAGAGCAAGGAGUGUGUCUGCCCAAACUGCAGCCGCAGCAUCGCCGCGUCUCGCUUUGCUCCGCACCUGGAGAAGUGCCUGGGCAUGGGGCGCAACAGCAGCCGCAUUGCCAACCGCCGGAUCGCCAACAGCAACAACAUGAACAAGUCAGAGAGCGACCAGGAGGACAACGAUGACAUCAAUGACAAUGACUGGUCUUACGGCUCGGAGAAGAAAGCCAAGAAGAGGAAAUCAGACAAGCUAUGGUAUCUCCCAUUCCAGAACCCCAAUUCCCCUCGAAGAUCCAAGUCUUUAAAACACAAAAAUGGGUUCUCUGUCUGUACCUCUGCAUCAAACACCCUUCCCCUUCUUUUUUCUUCUUCAGGGGAACUUAGCAAUUCGGAUCCUUUUAAGUACAGCCACUCAACGGGGAUCAGCUACGAGACGCUGGGGCCCGAGGAGCUUCGGAGCCUGCUCACCACGCAAUGUGGGGUGAUUUCGGAACACACCAAGAAGAUGUGCACAAGGUCCCUGCGCUGUCCCCAGCACACAGACGAGCAGAGGCGUACUGUGCGGAUUUACUUUCUCGGGCCCUCGGCUGUCCUCCCAGAGGUGGACAGCGCGCUGGACGACGGUGGCUUCGACAUGGCCGACAGCCAGGCGCUCCUCAGCCGUCUGCAGUGGGAUGGCUCCUCCGACCUCUCGCCCUCAGACUCGGGCUCCUCCAAGACCAGUGAAAACCAGGGCUGGGGCCUAGGCACCAACAGCUCCGAGUCCCGGAAAACCAAGAAGAAGAAGUCGCACCUGAGCCUGGUGGGGGCCACGUCCGCCCUGGGCUCCAGCAAGAAGAAGAAGCCAAAGCCCCCGGCACCCCCUACGCCCAGCAUCUACGAUGACAUCAACUGAUGGCAGGCACAGGGAUGGCCUUUGGCUGAGCAGAGCCUCUGACCCUCGCCGGCGGCACUGCCUGGCACACGGACGCUGCUGGGGUCCAGGCUCGGCGAGCACGGGGGACCAGGCAGGUGGAGGGUCCGCGUGCGUGCCCCUGGGGCCGCCGGGGUCCUCUGCAGUGGAGCCAGCCUCGGCGUGCAGGCCUCAGACCUGGACACGAUCGCCUUGGACACAGUUUGGUGGGAGGCGGUUUUCCUAUUUAUUCUGUGAGUUACUGGAUGUCCGGCCGGGCCGGGGCCUGGCCUGGCCACUGCCCCGAGCUGCCUGCCCCGCCCCAGGAACUGGACCUCACCCCUCGGAGGCCCAAGGCAAUGUGAAGGGGUCUGGGCUGGCCAAGGCGGGCCGGGCACAGAGCCGCGCUGCCCGUCUGGUGGGCACCAGUGGCCGGAUGCCGGGUGGUGCCCAGAACUGCACUGCCUCCCUGCCCCACGGCAGCCCCUCCAUUCCCGAGGGUUCCUGGGCAGCCGCAGCUGUCCCUUGUCGUCGGGUGCCAGGAGAGGGCCGCAGCCUCGAAGCUUCAAGGAGCGGAAAGGGGAGGGCGGGGAGGGGUGGGCUGUCACCCGGACCCUGCCCUCCCUCCAGACCCGACCCUGCGGCGGUGAGGAGGGGCCGCGGUGAGGGACCGGUGCUGCUUUAUUUGAAAUGUUUUCUUACCUCAUUCCCUGCCCCGGGAAGGGCGCAGCCUCGCCCUCCUGGGGUGGCCCCAUGUCCCCUGUGCCCACCCUGCCCCUGCCCUGGGGCAGCUCAGCCCCAAGCUGCUGCUUGCCACCUUCCCCUGGACCACUCGUCCUGCUCUGUCCCAGCCUCCAAGCUGCCCUGUCCCCUCCUGCGCCGCUUUUAAGUUAUUUAUUCUGUACUUGUGGUUUGGGGCUUCGAGGAAAAUCCUUACCUUGUGCCUCUCCCCGUGCUAGGAGUGGAUGGGAGUGGGGUGGCUCUGCGCCCCGGGCCGAUGGAGGGAAGGGUGGUGUCACUCCAUGGGAUGUCAUGCCAGUGUGCCCACCGGCCUGCUCUACAUCCAGAGAGAUGUACAGCUCCUCACGGGCACCGUGCGCCAGGACAGGUGCCCAUCUGGGCCGGAGCUGCCCUGUCCCGUCCCCUGGUAUGCGCUGGGUGUGUCCCACGAUGGAGUGGCUGGUCCCCAGGCCUGCUCGGACUGACUUGGGUUAGGGACCCUAGAGGGUCGUGGGAACAACUGGGCAGGGCUGUGGGACCCCGUCUGGAGCCCCAGUUUCCCCCUGGGGUGCUUCUGAUUGUGGCUGAUGCCUGGUUACAAACUGGUUUUUAACCCAAGCACUGUCAUUAUUUUUUAAAAAGUCAAAACGGUUUUGGCAGGAGGUAGAAUAAAUCCUGGGACCUGGGCGCCUCUCUUCUCGGCCCUCGCAGCCGCCUCCCUCUAGGGGCCACCCGGUCAGGAGUGGGCUGGAGGCCAGGGGCACAAAGCUGGGAACUCCCCCCCCCCCCAUGGCCUGGCCUCCCUGUGGGUGAGGAGGGAGCAGGACGCAGUCUGGGAAGGGUCUGUACACGCGCUUCCCCGGGUCCCGGCCAGCUGGUUCUGCACCCUUCCUGGCUGGGUGAGGAGGCAGCAGACCCCUGUCCCAGCGCAGAGCCCCCUCCUCCCAAGGGCAGGCUGGGUCCUGGCCAGUGCUGCUGCCCUGUGUCUGAGAGGGGUCUGUACUAAUCCCACGGCCGGUGGCUUCCCUUCCAUGCACCGCUCCCUCCUCCGCAUGCCCAGGGCCACCCGCCUGGCAUCACCGCAUGCUGGGGUCAUUGGGGGAGGGGGGGGGCUUACGCUGUCCUGUGGUCUUGAGAUUUUUAUUUUUGCAUAUAAUCCAUCCUGUACAGGUAGCUAACUUUGUAACCGCUGUGUACCCUCUGCCCUGGCUGCUGGUGUAAAUAAACUGCAUCUCCCAUUGGUA